Ziziphus jujuba (common jujube) is the source of this 1953-nucleotide messenger RNA. Its product is annotated as (R)-mandelonitrile lyase 3-like. Gene Ontology annotation, molecular function: oxidoreductase activity, acting on CH-OH group of donors; flavin adenine dinucleotide binding. Lineage: Eukaryota; Viridiplantae; Streptophyta; Magnoliopsida; Rosales; Rhamnaceae. The record is from RefSeq and is a predicted model, not a curated record. The transcript is spliced from 4 exons. Bases 16 to 1653 code for a protein of 545 amino acids.
ACACUUGAAAUUAUUAUGGGCGCUUGGUUAUUGAUUGUGCUUUCGUUUAUUUUUCAUCAUCAAUUCGAGGUUCUUGGAUUGGCUACUUCAUCUGACCAUGAUUUCAGUUAUAUGAACUCUGUAUACAAUGCCACUGAUCUACCAAUAAGAGAUGAGUAUGACUAUAUAAUAGUUGGAGGUGGAACAGCAGGUUGUCCUUUGGCUGCGACUUUGUCAGCGAACUACUCGGUUCUUGUCGUUGAAAGGGGCAGUGCUCCUUCAUCAUACCCAAUGGUGUUGACCGCAGACGGUAUAUUUGGUAAUCUCUUGCAGGAAGAUGAUGGUAAAACACCGGCUCAGAGGUUCACUUCAGAAGAUGGUGUUGCAAAUGUUAGAGGAAGAAUCCUUGGUGGGACCAGCAUGAUCAAUGGUGGAUUCUUCUCCAGAGCUGAUGACCAGUUCUAUAAUGAAUCUGGCAUUAACUGGGACAUGGAUACGGCCGAGGAGGCAUAUCAAUGGGUGGAAGACACCAUUGUUUUCCAUUUGAAUCUAUCAGCUUGGCAAUCUACUUUCAAAGAUGGUUUGCUUGAAGCAGGAGUCACUCCUGACAAUGGGUUCACUCUGCAACACUUAGUAGGAACAAAAUCUUCCGGUUCAAUCUUCGAUAACGAGGGAAAGAGACAUGGAGCUGUGGAGCUUCUUAACAGAGGAGUACUGGAGAACCUGAAAGUUGCAGUUGAGGCCUGGGUGGAAAGAAUCAUCUUCUCUUCCAAAGCAUCAGGUGUAUCGGCGAGUGGAGUCAAAUAUAGUGAUUCACAAGGAAAGACUCAUACGGCAUUGGUAAGAGAUGGAGGAGAGGUGAUAUUAAGUGCAGGGGCAAUUGGGAGCCCUCAGCUUCUUCUGCUGAGUGGGGUUGGUCCGUUUGCUAAUCUUUCCUCACAGGGAAUUUCGGUUGUCUUGGAAAAUCCAGAUGUGGGAAACCAUAUGGCUGAUAAUCCCCGUAAUAAUGUCAACAUUGUAGUUCCAUUUGGAUUGGAUCCAUCAAUUCCACAGGUGGCAGGGAUCACCAAUGAAUUCAAUUACCUAGAGUCAAGCUCCUCCAUCAUCCCAUUUUCUUUUCCUCAACCUUUUAGCCUUUUCCCAAAUGGAACUUCUCCCUUAGAAUUAAGUGUUGUAUUCAUCGUUGACAAGUUCGCCGGACCCCUGUCGAGUGGAUCCCUCUGGCUGGUUUCGUCGGCCGAUGUCAAAGUCAGCCCUGCCGUCCGAUUCAACUACUUUGAAGAUCCAGAGGACCUUGCUCGCUGUGUAAGGGGAAUGAGGUUGGUGGGUGAUAUGCUCAAGACUAGCUCCAUGCAGGGAUUCAAGUUUGAAGAUUUAGAAGGUGCUGAAGGUUUCAAGUUUCUAGGACCUGCUUUGCCAAUUAACCAAUCAGAUGAUGCAUCAAUGGAGGAGUUUUGUCGAAGCACAGUGACAACCAUCUGGCAUUACCAUGGCGGAUGCUUGGUGGGAAAGGUGGUGAAUGGUGAUUUGAAGGUGGUGGGUACAAAUUCACUUCGAGUAGUAGAUAGUUCCAUAUUCAAUUCAUCACCCGGCACCAACCCUCAGGCCACCCUAAUGAUGAUAGGCCGGUACAUUGGACUUAGAAUCUUGCAGGAAAGAGAGGCCGCCAAAUAGACUGAAUGUUAUGAUCAUAUUAUAUAGAUAUAUAUAUAUAUAUAUAUAUAGAAACUAUCUAAAUCAGGGAAAUUAAUUUGCUUAAGAUCAUUUUGUAUACAUGACAGGUGUGUUGUUCAAUAAGUCGUUGUGGUCUGUGUGCAAUUAUAUUAUAAUGUUUUGAAAAACUUAUAACUUGUACAGGUUCACUGUUUUGAAACCUGAUUAUAAUAAAAGUACAAUAAACUUUUAGAUCUUUCUCUCUCUCUCUCUCUCUCUCUCUCUCUGCUUGCUGCAACACUCUACAAAUGCUUUGCUUUU